This is a messenger RNA of Aspergillus lentulus, 2970 nucleotides long. Lineage: Eukaryota; Fungi; Ascomycota; Eurotiomycetes; Eurotiales; Aspergillaceae. The record is from RefSeq and is a predicted model, not a curated record.
AUGCUACUGUCAGUACUUCUGACUGUCAGCUGCGUGGUGGGAGCUGCACACGCUCUUGGACAGGAGCCCAUCGUUGCUUUUGACAAAACCAAGGGAGCCUACAAGUUAGCGGGGAAGAAUACUGCUCCGGGUGUGAUUCUACUUGACGGUGACGACUGGUCUGGUGUCAUCCGUGCGGCUGGUGACCUUGCUGUCGACUUCGGAAGAGUGACCGGUACAAAUUUCACGACUGGCCUAAUCAAUGGCACAGCCCUUCAUGAUCAAUCUUCCAUUCGCGGUAACAGAGGAGUGAUCAUUGCUGGAACAAUUGGCAAGUCCCGACUCAUCGAUUCUCUUGCCAAACGGGGCAAGAUCGAUGUCGAUCAGACGAAAGGAAAAUGGGAGGCAUUUCAGACUGAGGUUGUUAGCAAUCCUCUUGAGGGAAUCUCGAACGCUCUGGUCAUCUCUGGCAGUGACAAACGAGGAGUCAUCUACGGCCUUUACGAUAUCUCCGAGCAGAUCGGAGUUUCUCCCUGGUAUUGGUUCGCCGACGUCGCUCCUGCCCAACACAAAGAGGUAUAUGCGUUGAAAAAGAAGAAGAUCCAGGGACCUCCGUCUGUUAAAUACCGAGGCAUCUUUAUCAAUGAUGAACAGCCGGCUCUGACUAACUGGAUUAAUGAAAACUACCCUCCUGCGAAAUACGGUCCCGGUUUCAAUGCCGACUUCUACUCCCGUGUGUUUGAGCUUCUUCUCAGACUGCGUGCGAACUAUCUAUGGCCGGCAAUGUGGGACAAUGCAUUCUAUCCCGACGACCCACGCAAUGGUCCCACAGCAGAUGAGUAUGGAAUCGUCAUGGGCACCAGCCACACAGAGCCCAUGAUGCGAGCGACAAAGGAACAGUCGCUGUUUCUGGAGGGAGAGUGGGAUUGGACCUCAAACAAAAAGAACAUCACCCAGUUCUUCAGAGAGGGCGCCAUUAGAAGCAAGGACUGGGAAGUGCUCUGGACCCUUGGAAUGAGAGGAAAACAUGAUACUGCAAAUCCAACCAAUACAAAGCAAUCACUGGGAGAUAUCGUGAAUACGCAGCAGCAGGUUCUGUCAGACGUCCUUAACAUGACAAACAUCUCAUCCGUCCCACAGAUGUGGUGUUUGUACAAGGAGGUUGGCCAAUUCUAUGAGGAAGGACUGCGUGCUCCGGAUGACGUUACUCUUCUCUGGGCAGAUGACAACUGGGGAAAUAUCCAGCGGCUGCCGGUCGGCAAUGAGACGGCUAGGUCUGGUGGUGCAGGAGUGUACUACCAUUUUGACUACGUCGGCGAUCCCCGUGACUACAAGUGGAUCAAUACCAUUUCCCUCCAGAAAACAUGGGAACAGAUGCAUCUUGCAUAUGAGCGCCAGGCAAGGCAGAUCUGGAUUGUGAAUAUUGGAGACCUUAAGGGAGUGGAACUUCCCCUGAACCAUUUCCUUGACCUUGCAUACAAUACACCAUUGUGGUCCUCGCCUGAUAGCACUCUUACGUGGCUCAAUCACUGGGCUACCAGAGAAUUUGGAGAACAAGUAUCCAGCAAAGUGGCUGAUAUAAUGGAUCGCUAUGGAAUGUAUGCUGCACGGAGAAAGUAUGAGCUCAUUGACAGCUCAACAUUUAGCGUGAUCAACUAUAACGAAGCGGACCGGGUGCAGGAGGAGUGGCGAGCGCUCGUAAACGAUGCUCAGAGCGUAUACCAGAAGUUGAAAGAUUCAGUCCGUCCUGCGUUCUUCGAGCUCGUUCUGCAGCCUUGCAUGGCUGGCCAAAUUGUCACCGAUAUUCAUAUCACAGCGGCAAGAAACAAUCUGUACGCAGGCCAGCGCCGUACGAGUGCCAACAGUUUGGCGGAUCAAGCCCUUAUGCUCUUCAAAGAUGACCACGCCUUGACGCAGAGGUACCACAAACUUCUUGACGGCAAGUGGAAUCAUAUAAUGGACCAGACGCAUCUUGGUUAUGAUUACUGGCAGCAGCCGAUGCGGAACACAUUACCUCCUCUGGCAUAUACACAAGUACUUGAGGAAAGUCUGGCAGGAAGCAUGGGUGUGUCUGUCGAAGCAAGCAAUGCAUCGGUACCCGGUGACGACGUCUGGCAUUCGUUAUCGUCUAAUUCUCUGACUCUGCCGCCGAUGGAUCCUUACGGACCGAGCACUCGCUGGAUUGACGUUUACUCUCGCGGAACGCACGAUUUCACUUUUACAGUGUCCCCAUAUGAUUCCUGGGUCAAGGCGUCCCCCCCGUCCGGCAAAAUCUCAGCAUCUGGAAAUAACACAGAUGCCAGGAUUCAGCUCUCCAUCGACUGGGAGCAAGUGCCCACUGGAUCUCACAUGGCCUUGAUCAAUGUCACCAUCUCAUCGGAUGACUACGGCAAUUUUGGAAUGCCCACUGUGCAACUCCCUGUCAACAAGACAUCAGUUCCAGCUGAUUUCCACGGCUUUGUGGAAUCGGAUGGCACAGUCAGCAUGGAAGCUGAACAUGCCACCCGUAACACGUCGUCAGCUGAUGUCUCGUACGCCGUCAUUCCAAGAUACGGCCAUACGCUGUCGGGAGUAACGUUGCUCCCUGUCACGAUUGAAACACAGCAGCCUCCAUCCUCUCCUCGACUCGAGUAUGAUAUGUACUUGUUUUCCAAUGUGUCCACUGUCAAAGCUACGGUCUACUUGGGACCCUCGCUUAAUACCGAUCAUUCCCGUCCCCUCAAAUACGCCAUUUCCAUCAAUGACGCUGAGCCUCAAGUGGUGCAGUUUGUUCCCUCGACUCCCCUUGGCUCCUUGCCAUCGAAUUGGGGCACUACGGUCAGUAACGCUGUGUGGACCAAUACCACCAGUCAUGCAAUUCAAGGCGACGGUAGAAAGAACACACUGAAGCUUUGGGCCAUAGAACCCGGAGUCGUGUUUCAAAAGAUUGUGGUAAACCUGGGAGGAGUCAGGCCAAGCUACUUGGGACCUCCGGAGAGUAUGAUUGUCUAG